AUGCGUCAGUUUAAAUCCAGAGUAGUAGCAAAUACAGAGACUGGUGAUGAACGGAUGGACUAUCUCGAGCAGUAUACUACAGGUGAGGCAAAUACAAUUGUCAGUGGAUUUGGUUAUCUAGAUGCAAGUAGAGGCUACCCAGCUGCAUUAAAAGAAUUAGAAGAUCGCUAUGACAAUAGUGAAAUAAUAGCCAGUGCCUAUAUUAAAAGGGCUAUGAAGUGGCCUUCUAUCACAGCAAGUAAUGCAAAGGGACUGGACGAGUAUGUAAUGUUUCUCUCAGAAUGUGAAAAUGCGGUUAAAAGCAUUGAGGCUAUGAAGAUUCUAGAUUAUCCUGAUACAAUAAAAAUGCUUGUCAGUAAAUUGCCAUACCAGCUUCAUGAAAGGUGGAGAUCUAGAAUUCUGUCAAUCAACGAAAGAAGCGAUGUAGUAGAAUUUAGCGACUUGGUGAGUGUUGUAAAGUUAGAAGCUAAGAAAGCUUACGAUGCAGUGUAUGCUAAAGAUGCAAUGAAUGCUGACCGAGAUGAUAAUGUCAGAAAAAAUAGCCGAAAGAAUACACAGUCCAGUCGAUCUAGGGGAAUUUACGCUACUACACAGCCAUAUUGGCAACGAGAAGAAGGGGCAGCAGCUCAUAGCCCACCAACUACUAAUUAUAAUAAAAACACUGCAAAUAGCUACACCCAUGAUAACAAGUGUGCUAAAAAUGCAGCCACCAGGCCCUGUCUUUUCUGUGGAAAAACUAAUCAUUCUAUGGAUGCCUGUGGAGGAUUUUCUCAGCAGUUAAUAAGAAAGAGAUUGGAUUUCUUGAAGAGCCAUGGCUUCUGUUUUGGGUGUCUAAAAGCAGGUCACCAGAGAAGAGAGUGUUGUAUAAAGGCAUCACGCACAAAGGAAGGGUCUGACAAAGACAAUGGUAGAGGCUGGUACAUACCACACCAUGGGGUCUACCAUCCGAAAAAGCCUCAGAAGAUAAGGACAGUGUUUGACUGCUCUGCUAAGUGUCAAGGAAUGGCUCUUAAUGAUUUGCUUUUACAAGGGCCAGACUUGACUAAUAAUUUAGUGGGUGUCUUGCUCCGUUUCAGCAAUAAUGGGAGAUAUAGAAGCCAUGUUCUAUCAGGUUAA
This is a messenger RNA of Saccoglossus kowalevskii, 1116 nucleotides long. RefSeq lists its product as uncharacterized. NCBI's taxonomy places the organism in Eukaryota, Metazoa, Hemichordata, Enteropneusta, Harrimaniidae. Gene Ontology annotation, molecular function: zinc ion binding; nucleic acid binding. The record is from RefSeq and is a predicted model, not a curated record.